AUGCCGCCGCAGCAUUACACCCCCACCCAUCACCCGCAUCCGAUCCUUACUGACCCAGCCCACCUGGCCGGGCACCCCUCGGCCCGACACUUGGGGCAUCCGGGACCGUCCCAUUUUGGCGCCGGCCCCUCUCCCCAUGCUGUCGUGACGCCCCUCUAUCAGCCUCUGACCCCGACGCACGGGCACACGGGAGGGGUGAAGCGGUCACGGCCCGACGAUCUCGACCUCUCUGUACCCGGCAUGCCCGUCCUCGAGCACAGCAAUCUCGAGCCGAUGCAACAGACACCGCUGGGUGCCGCUUACGCACAAGCACCCGCACCGCCAACACAUCACCACCAUCGGCUGCCGGAUACGGGGCCGCCAAGCAAGCUCAUGCGACGGGAGGGGGACAGUAGCGGUGGAGGAGGAGGAGGAGGAGCCCCAAGCAUGGUUGGGCAAGCCGGGAUGCCACCACCAGCUCCGCGGCCGAAAGGGCCGAAGCUGAAGUUUACGCCCGAGGACGAUCAGCUCCUUAUCGAUCUCAAGGAGAACAAAAACCUGACGUGGAAACAAAUUGCCGACUUCUUCCCUGGACGUUCGAGCGGGACACUCCAGGUGCGCUAUUGUACGAAGCUCAAGGCCAAAACGACCCAGUGGACAGAGGAAAAGGACCAAAAACUCAGAACGGCGCUUCAGGACUACGAGAACGAAAAGUGGCGCAUCAUCGCAAACAAGGUCGGCACCGGUUUCACCCCGGCAGCUUGUCGCGAGAGGGCGGCGCAGCUGUCCGGCGAGAGCUUAUAG
Molecule: messenger RNA, 783 nt
Organism: Thermothelomyces thermophilus ATCC 42464
Lineage: Eukaryota; Fungi; Ascomycota; Sordariomycetes; Sordariales; Chaetomiaceae
Exons: 3
Coding region: 1-783 (260 amino acids)
Source: RefSeq, a predicted model, not a curated record